Jaculus jaculus (lesser Egyptian jerboa) is the source of this 3654-nucleotide messenger RNA. RefSeq names its product vigilin-like. Gene Ontology annotation, cellular component: nucleus; cytoplasm. Gene Ontology annotation, molecular function: mRNA binding. The record is from RefSeq and is a predicted model, not a curated record. The transcript has a single exon. The coding region runs from base 1 to 3654 and encodes 1217 amino acids. Lineage: Eukaryota; Metazoa; Chordata; Mammalia; Rodentia; Dipodidae.
AUGGAUUCCAGAAACAAACAUAAUGUACACCAAAAGAAGUGUUUUCCCAAAAAAAGCCAUAGUAACAUUUUGACAUCAAAACAUGUGGUUGGGAAGGCCACAGCUAGAGACAAAGUUACUAAACACCUAGAAGAAAAAAAAUUGUUAAAAGGUCCUCAAGAAAUAGUAGAACCUUCAAGCAACAAUAUUCAACAGGCCAAAAUUUCAGUCUCUACUCAAGCAUUUUAUUUGCCACAGGAGGAAGAAUAUCAUUUAUUUCAAUUUGGUGAAGGUACACUAGACAACUUCUAUGCAUAUAUAAUGAAAAAGACUGGUGCCAACUUAGAGUUUGCUUUUUUGGAAAACCAAGGCCUCUAUGUGACAGUCUUUGGUAAUCCAGAUACUGUCAGAAAAGCUCACAAGGAAAUUUUUGAAUGGUGUCGCAAACAAGAUUUGAGUAUGAGUCUGAUCCCCAAGGAAGAACGUUGGUCUUUUAUGGGCCUGGCUGGAGAUACAGCACAAGAUUUGGAACAAAAUACUGCAAAGAAAAACAAGAAUAAGUGCUCACAUAAGAAGAAAGCCUGUGUUGAUAUUGCUGACAAAAAACACAUAAAGAAGAAGAACUCAGAUGGACACUUUGCUACAUCUGCCAAAAAACAUAAGGGUGUGAUACAGAGAUUAGAUAUGGAGAAAGCAUUUAGUUCUAUGACUUCUAUGCCUCACAGUAAUGUAAGUGAUAAUGUUUUCCAGGAAACUGAGGUACACCUCUUAAUUCCGUUGUCGAAUAUCAGUGAGAUGGGUAUAGAGUUUAUUGGAGGAAAACAUAAAGUGGAUCCAUCUGACUUUUGUAUAAAAGAGGCAUUUGAUAUGCCCCAAAUGCAAACUGAACCCAGAGACGUGGUGAAGAAAUGGCCUCACGAAUUUUCACCUAGUGUCAAGAAAAGUUUCUUGUACCUAGCCUUAGCAGAAUUUGAAGACUCAAUAGAGACCUCACCCUCAGGAGGCACAUCAAAUUUGGAGACACAUGAUGGUGAGCCCAGUAGUUCAGGCAAAGUAUUUAAUGAAGCCGUUUGGAAUCCCCAAGAUUCUGUUAUUUCCUCCAUCUAUGCUCCUUCCUGGCUGCACAAACACAUUAUUAGUAGUAAGCAUCAAUAUAUAGAUAAGAUAACUGAGAAUGUGCCAAAGGUUCAUAUACACUUUACAGAUGAAGAUAACAUUAUCCUAGAAGGACCACUAGAAGAUGUAAAUUAUGCUCAAGAACAGUUCCAGCUCAUUGUUCACGACCUCAUGAGAAGAAUGGAUUAUGCUGAGAUAAAUAGUGACUGUAAAUUUCACAAGUACCUAAUAGAAAAUAAUAAUGAAAACAUAAACAGAAUUUCAGAAAAGCACCAAGUUUCUAUCACAAUCUCCCCUGAAGCUGAAAAGAAUACCCUGAUCAGAAUUGAGGGUGAAUCUAUAGAAGUACAAAAGGCCAAAAAAGAACUUCUGGAACUUGCUGCUAAUUCUUCACCUGAGCACAUCCAAUUUAUGUUCAUCAAACACUACCUUCACAACCUAAUUUUUGGGAGAAAACGUGAAAGGCUUCAUGAAAUAUAUAAGAAAUUUCCAGAUGUUAUCAUCCAUUUUCCACAGUCCAAGGAGAAAAGUGACGUUGUCCAGCUGGUAGGGCCAAAACCUGAGUCAGAUAAGUGUAUACAGUAUUUGGAGAAAAUGUUGAAAGACAUUAAAGAAAACAACUAUUCCAUCAAUGUUCCCAUCUUGAAACGGCUUCACAAAAGGUUAAUUGGAAAAAGAGGUUCAAAUAUCAAACUAAUCUCUCAGAUAAGCAACACCACUAUUCGUUUUCCAUCUGAGAGCAGCAGCUCAGAAGAUUUUGUGAUUACUGGAUAUCCAGAAAAUUGUGACAUAGCUCAUGAGUGGAUUCUUUCUAUUCAGAAAGAUAUUGAUGACACUACAGAAGAGGAAAUUCAUAUUCCUUCUAGUCUACACAAAUUACUUACAAAUUCCAAAAUGUCCUUGAUUACCCAAAUUGUGGAUGAAUGUGGCAAGUUUGAUAUACAUUUUCCAAGGAGCAAGACCGACAUUCAAAAAGUUGUUAUCAAAGGCUCUAUAGAAACGGUGGAAAAGGCCAAGCAGAAGAUCCUUUAUCUAGCAGAAGAAGAAAAAGCAAAGAGCUACUCCAUGUCUGUUCAUGUCAAAUCACAAUAUCAUCAGUUUCUCCUGAAUAAAAAUGGUAGCAAUGUUCCCAUAGUCUGUGAGAAGACAGGGGUACGCAUAGUUUUGCCUACCACUACAAAUGAGGAUCAAGAAUUGGUAAAGAUCAUAGGAAGAGAGGAGGCUGUCAAAAAUGUGAAAAAGGAGCUUGACAUUUUAUUGAAAGACUUAGAGAAUGUAGAAGAGGACAGUGUAGUGAUAAAUCGCAAGUUCCACCACUACUUUGUCAUGAGAAAGAACCAGUUAUUACAAGAAAUGAAUGAGGAGUAUGGAGGCCUGGCCAUUGCCUUCUCAUAUGCUGGAAAGCAUAGUGCAAAAGUAACAAUAAAAGGGGCAAAGCCUUGUGUUCAAGCAGCAAAAAGUCACAUUCAGGAUCUCUUUAAGCCCUUUGCUUCCAAAGUUACAUUACAAUGUGUUAUUCCCCAGAAGUUCCAUUCUUUUAUUACGGGAUCAAUAUGUUCACGCAUCUACCAGAUUACUAGAGAUUACAAAGUACAAAUCAAAUUCCCAGAAAGAGAGAAAACAGCUGUGAAAAUAGGUCUAGGUAUUAAGGGAAAGGAAAAAGAAAACUGGCAAAAUAACAGUAAAGGACUCAUCUCUAAUUUCCCAAGUAAUUGUGACAUCGUAUAUAUAUCUGGCCACAUGGACAAUUGCAAAGCAGCCAAGAAAGCCCUUGAAUCUCUAAUUCCUGUCACGGAUGAAAUUCAUGUGCCCUCUAAUCUUCGUACUCACAUCAUGGGGCCCAAAGGAGAUGGAUUACUCAAGCUAAGAAAGGUAUUUGGAGUGCAUAUUCAAUGGUCGAAACCUGAAAUAAAUUGGGAUGUCAUAUCCAUUAUGGGUCUUGCUGCUAAUGUGGAACAGGCCAAGAUCAAGUUACAGCAGCGAGUCAAGGAUUUGCAAAUGGAAAUGGAGGACAGGGAGCUAAAAAGUUUCAAACUAGCAUUUACUCUAGAUCCCAAGCAGUAUUACAAGAUCACUAGCUAUAAGGGCUUACUUCUUGCUAAGAUCUGCACAGAACAUGGUGUUACUAUAAGUUUUCCAAGGAAAGCGUCUCAUCAUAUACAAGAUGAAAUCAUCAUUACUGGAUAUAAAGAGAAGACUCUAGCUGCUCGAGACGCAAUAAUUAGAGUGCUGCAUGAGAUUGAAAAAAGAGUUUCUAAGCAAAUCUCACUAAACCACCAUGUCCGCCACAAAAUUACUGGAUUCCAUCGCAAAGCUAUCCAGAAGAUCAUGAAUCAAUUCCAAGUAGACAUCUAUCUUCCUCCUAUAGGAUAUUAUAAUCCUAAUAUUACAGUGACUGGACUCCCUGAUAAUGUAAGUAAAGCAAUUGACUACAUCACUAAUCUUCAGAAGAAUUACAUGUCAACUUCCACAGAAAAUGGAUCUCAGAGGGGUCAUAGCAAGAGUGCCUCCACUGGCAACAUAGCCAUAGUGCCAUCUAAGAGUUCAGUAAAAAAGUAA